Molecule: messenger RNA, 207 nt
Organism: Aspergillus tanneri
Lineage: Eukaryota; Fungi; Ascomycota; Eurotiomycetes; Eurotiales; Aspergillaceae
Exons: 3
Coding region: 1-207 (68 amino acids)
Source: RefSeq, a predicted model, not a curated record
AUGUUGCGAGAGACUGCAUUUGCGACAUUUAAGGUCAAUGAUAUCUACUCGAAAAAGGAGGCCAUCAACCAGCUGGACAGUGCGAUCCUGCUGAAGAUGCAUUACCACGGACACUGCGACGUGCAGAUGGCUCUAGAUGAAAUUCUGGACGAUUUGAGGACAUCCCGAAAGAGAUUUGAUGCACGCGAAUGGAAACGGCUGGUGUGA